[Torrubiella] hemipterigena is the source of this 2119-nucleotide messenger RNA. The record is from the annotation of a GenBank genome assembly. Lineage: Eukaryota; Fungi; Ascomycota; Sordariomycetes; Hypocreales; Clavicipitaceae.
UAUAUACGUUGUGAAAAAUACAGAUCCGAAAAUAAAUUAUGUAUGCAUAAUUUAAAUGAGUCCUAAAGCAGAUGCAAUUGCUGAGGCAGUUCUUUCUUGCUUUGAUCAGCUGCCAGUAAAGCGGAAACCGGCUAUCCGUGACAAUGGCUUGCACGAAUGGGUUCCGCUGAGCGGCAUCGUCGCAGAAAAAGCUGGCAAAUUUGAGUGUUUAGCUCUGGCUACUGGGAUGAAAUGCCUUCCCGCAACAAAGAUGGCUAGUGCGAAUGGCGCUGUCUUACACGACUGGCAUGCCGAGAUAUUGGCGAUUCGAGCUUUCAAUCGGUAUUUACUGGAUGAAAUCAUCAACUCCAAUGAUUCGAUUCUUCUCCCAAGGAACAAAGCGUCCUCGAAUCCUGGCGAAAGAUCAACGCAGGCCUACGUCGUUGACCCGGCCGUCAAGCUUCACAUGUAUUGCUCAGAAGCUCCAUGUGGUGAUGCAAGCAUGGAGUUAACAAUGGGUGCUCAGGAUGAUGAAACGUCCUGGGAUCUACCACAGGAUCAGCCCCAUGACUUGCCUGGGAGAGCUUAUUUUUCAAGACUUGGCAUUGUUCGCCGGAAACCUGCCAGGAAUGACGCGCCAGUCACACUCUCAAAAUCAUGUUCAGACAAAAUGUCGUUGAAGCAGUUCACCUCCUUGCUGUCAUCUGCCACCGAAGUGGUUAUCUCCCCCGAGAACGCUUACAUUGACACAGUGGUGCUUCCAGAGUCUCAGUUUUCUGAUGUCGCUUGUCAAAGAGCGUUUUCAGCUACAGGGAGACUCUCAGCCUUGGAAAAUAGGAUGUGGGAUACCAGCCACACGUUUCAGCCGUUUACAAUAGCCACGACAACGCGUGAGUUCCAGUAUUCCAAGAGAUCGGUAUCAUCCAGGGCGGCCAAGAUAUCUGCCAGCAACCUUGCAGCAGUUUGGACCAGGGCUGGAUUAGAAGAGUCUACAAUCAACGGAAUUAUCCAAGGGCGCAAACUUGGUACCAGCAAGUCCGCCAGCGAAACAUCACGCCGACUCAUGUGGGCAGCUGCGGAACGUGCCAUGCGCACGCUUGCCCCCGAAGACGAGCUUCACCAGGAGUUGUUCUCCAGGGACUAUGAAUCGUUCAAAUCAAAUCCAGUGUUAGACGUCCGGAGGCGAGUGAAGGGGGAUGUCUGGCGGCUUGCGCUCACAGGCUGGUUGAGAAACGAGGGCGAUACGUCAUUCUCGCUCGAAUUAUAAAUGGCGCCAUGACUUGAUAUGAUGAUUUUAUGAUAAGAUGAGUAGCACAUGCUGAUAUUGCUUGUUCAGUAGCAUUCGAGAUGCAUCACACAUAACCGCAUAUAAUAAAAGACCUUUUGAUCAUAAAAAAGGAUGACAACGCUUGUUCCUUUAGAUUUGAUUUAUUUUCAUUUAUUUUUGCUUAUUCGAAUAGCGUAGGGGUAAGGUGUCCUUUCAUGAGGUAUCCUUACUCGACCUUGCUCUCGAAGUUCUCGCCCUCGACCAACUCGGGGAUCUCAUCAUCGUCCUCAUCCUCACCCUCACCCUUCUCGCCCUUCUGCAUGGCCUGGUAGCUCUCGGCAAGCUUGCGGAGGGAGGCGAGAGAGUCGGGGCCGAGCUGGUUGAGGAUACCGGGAACGAGCUCGGUAAGCUCCUUCUCCUCACCCUUGCCGUAGAUGGAGAAGGUGUUGGAGGGAACGGCGGCGUUGACUGUAGACAAAACGAGCGUUAGCGAAUGUAGACGACGGUGUUGCAGCACGAAUAGCAUUGCUUCAUUGGCAUCCUUCCAAGCUACAAUGACUGUGCAUCAAACAGUAUGCGGAUAUAACGUACCCUUGGGGGCGGCGAAGUGGAUGACGUUGCCGUCGGACUUGAACAUGUUGACCUCCUCGAUGCCCUGGAUGGGCUGGGUGUUGAGCUUCUUGAGGGUAGAGAGAAGCUUCAUGUCGUCGGCGCCGGAGCGGGCGGGAGCACGCUUAGCCUUUCUGCGGGGGGUACCCUUGGCGCUGCCACUAUAAUGCAUCACAAUGGUUAGCUAGUCCGGUACACGGUGUCGUCUCGCCGAUAUCAUCGUCGUCGUCGAUUCGUCAGAGGAAAGUGGAAGCUAGAUUACGU